UCAUCGUGGGAAGAGGUCUUUGGUUCCCGUCCGGUUCUCCCCUUCUCUCUGCCGUCCGGGGGGAGUUUUAUUGAUUUUUUUCAUCCACCGGUAUCCAAGCAAUAACAGAAGCACGUCCGGGCACCAGCUGACAUCAUGGGGGACAUGUCCAACAGCAGCGAUUUUUACGCCAAAAACCAAAGAAGCGAGAACAACCAUGCGGGGGGCUUCGGCGUCUCGGUGUUGGAGCUGCGCUCGCUCAUGGAGCAGCGUGCCACGGAGGCCGUGGUCCGGGUGCAGGAGGAGUACGGGGGCGUGGAGGGACUCUGCUCGCGCCUCAACACCUCGCCCACGGAAGGUCUGACCAGUUCCCAGGCCGACCUGGACAAGAGGAGAGAAGUGUACGGCGAGAACACGAUACCUCCGAAGAAGCCAAAGACCUUCCUGGAGCUGGUGUGGGAGGCCCUCCAGGACGUCACCCUCAUCAUCCUGGAGGUGGCCGCCGUUGUCUCCCUGGGCCUGUCCUUCUACCGGCCGCCCGGAGACACCUCCGUAGACUCGUGUGGCGCGGCGGCCGGCGGGGAAGAAGGCGAGGGGGAGGCGGGCUGGAUCGAGGGAGCGGCCAUCUUGUUGUCUGUGGUGUGCGUGGUGCUGGUGACGGCGUUCAACGACUGGUCCAAGGAGAAGCAGUUCCGCGGGCUGCAGAGCCGCAUCCAGCAGGAGCAGAAGUUCCAGGUGGUCCGAGAUGGUCAGGUGGUCCAACUGCCCGUGGCCGACCUGGUGGUGGGCGACAUCGCGCAGAUCAAAUACGGUGACCUGCUGCCUACUGAUGGAAUAUUGAUUCAGGGAAACGAUUUGAAAAUCGACGAGUCCUCGCUGACAGGAGAGUCGGACCACGUGAAGAAAGACACGGAGCACGACCCCAUGCUGCUCUCUGGCACCCACGUGAUGGAGGGCUCGGGGCGCAUGGUGGUGACGGCGGUGGGCGUGAACUCUCAGACCGGGAUCAUCUUCACCCUGCUGGGGGCGGGGACCGAGGAGGAGGAGCUGAAGGAGAAGAAAGACCAUACGGCCUCACACCCCAUCGCCACCAUCACUACGGACGGAGCCUCGGCCGGUAAUAUUGGCAAUGCCACCCUAAUCAAUGGUAAAAUGCAAGAUGGCAAUAUGGAGAUCAACCAAACGAAAGUGAAGAAGCAGGACGGGGCGGCGGCCAUGGAGAUGCAGCCCCUGAAGAGCGCCGAGGGAGGGGAGCCGGACGAGAAGGAGAAGAGGAAGGUGAACGUCUCCAAGAAGGACAAGUCGGUGCUGCAGGGGAAGCUCACCAAGCUGGCUGUCCAGAUCGGCAAAGCAGGGCUGCUCAUGUCAUCCAUCACUGUCAUCAUGCUGGUCCUGACUUUUGUCAUCGACACCUUCGUGGUGCAGGGGCUGCCUUGGCUCACCGAGUGCACCCCCAUCUACAUCCAGUACUUUGUCAAGUUCUUCAUCGUGGGUGUCACCGUGCUGGUGGUGGCGGUGCCUGAGGGCCUGCCCCUGGCUGUCACCAUCUCCCUGGCCUACUCUGUCAAGAAAAUGAUGAAGGACAACAACCUGGUGCGGCACCUGGACGCCUGUGAGACCAUGGGCAACGCCACGGCCAUCUGCUCCGACAAGACGGGCACGCUCACCACCAACCGCAUGACGGCCGUGCAGUGCUACAUCGCCGACGUGCACCACAAGGUGGUCCCGGACCCCGGGGCGCUGCCGCCCAAGUCCCUGGACGUGCUGAUGCACGCCAUCUCCAUCAACAGCGCCUACACCUCCAAGAUCCUGCCUCCGGACAUAGAGGGGGGUCUUCCAAAGCAGGUGGGCAACAAGACAGAGUGUGGCCUGCUUGGAUUGGUCCUGGACCUGAAGCGGGACUACCAGCCAAUCAGGAAGCAGAUGCCCGAGGAGCUGCUGUACAAGGUUUACACCUUCAACUCGUCCAGGAAGUCCAUGAGCACCGUGGUGAAGCAGCCCGACGGCAGCUACCGCAUGUACAGCAAGGGGGCGUCGGAGAUCAUGCUCAAGAAGUGUAACCGCAUCCUGAACGAGGUGGGCGAGCCGCGCGUCUUUCGGCCGCGGGACCGCGACGAGAUGGUGAAGAAGGUGAUCGAGCCCAUGGCGUGUGAGGGCCUGAGGACCAUCUGCGUGGCGUACCGGGACUUCCCCGCCUCGCCGGAGCCCCUGUGGGACGAGGAGGACCUCAUCCUCAAUGACCUCAUCGCCGUCAGCGUGGUGGGGAUAGAGGAUCCCGUCCGGCCAGAGGUGCCUGACGCCAUCAUGAAGUGCCAGCACGCGGGCAUCACAGUGCGCAUGGUGACCGGGGACAACAUCAACACGGCCAGGGCCAUCGCCAUCAAGUGUGGCAUCAUCCACCCGGGGGAGGACUUCCUGUGCAUCGACGGCAAGGAGUUCAACCGGCGCAUCCGCAACGAGAAGGGAGAGGUGGAGCAGGAGCGUAUGGAUAAGGUUUGGCCUAAACUCAGGGUCCUGGCCAGGUCUUCCCCGACGGACAAACACACUCUGGUCAAAGGCAUCAUUGACAGCACCAUGGUGGCGCAGAGACAGGUGGUGGCGGUGACAGGAGACGGGACGAAUGACGGGCCUGCCCUGAAGAAGGCUGAUGUCGGCUUCGCCAUGGGUAUCGCAGGGACAGACGUGGCCAAGGAGGCGUCGGACAUCAUCCUCACCGACGACAACUUCAGCAGCAUCGUGAAGGCGGUGAUGUGGGGGAGGAACGUCUACGACAGCAUCUCCAAGUUCCUGCAGUUCCAGCUCACAGUCAACGUUGUCGCUGUCAUUGUGGCAUUCACUGGCGCCUGCGUUACACAGGACUCCCCGCUGAAGGCGGUGCAGAUGCUGUGGGUGAACCUCAUCAUGGACACCUUCGCCUCGCUGGCCCUGGCCACCGAGCCGCCCACGGAGAGCCUGCUGAAGAGGAGGCCCUACGGACGCAACAAGCCCCUCAUCUCCAGCACCAUGACCAAGAACAUCCUGGGCCACGCCGUCUACCAGCUCAUCAUCAUCUUCACCCUGUUGUUCGCCGGCGAGAAGAUCUUCGACAUUGACAGCGGGCGCGGUGCCCCCCUGCACUCGCCGCCGUCCGAGCACUACACCAUCAUCUUCAACGCCUUCGUCAUGAUGCAGAUCUUCAACGAGAUCAACGCCCGCAAGAUCCACGGAGAGCGCAACGUGUUCGAGGGCAUCUUCAGAAACCCCAUCUUCUGUACCAUCGUGUUCGGCACCAUCGUGCUACAGGUUCUCAUCGUGCAGCUGGGAGGUAAACCUUUCAGCUGUGUGGCCCUGGACAUUGAGAAGUGGAUGUGGUGCGUGUUCCUGGGCAUGGGAGAGCUGCUCUGGGGACAGGUGAUAUCCACCAUACCCAAUAGCGGGCUGCGGUUUCUCCGGAGGGCGGGGCAGCUGAGCCAGAAGGACGAGCUGCCGGAGGACGACGUCAACGACGACAACGAGGAGAUCGACCACGCGGAGAGGGAGCUGAGGAGAGGGCAGAUCCUCUGGUUCAGAGGGCUCAAUCGCAUUCAGACACAGAUCCGUGUGGUGAACGCGUUCCGCAGCUCCCUCUACGAAGGCUUGGAGAAACCCGACUCUCGCACGUCCAUCCACAACUAUAUGACGCACCCCGAGUUUAGGAUAGACGACGCCACGCCCCACAUGCCCCUCAUCGACACCGCCGACUUGGGGUCCGCCCGGGACCACCUCAAGUACGGCAGCACGCCGCCGUCGCCCAACAAGAACAACAACGCCAUCGACGGCGUCGUCAACCUCGCCGUCAGCGAGAGCCAAUCAGCAUCGUCCUCCAGCCCGGCCAGUCCACUGCACAGCCUGGAGACCAGCCUCUAA
Molecule: messenger RNA, 3864 nt
Organism: Gadus chalcogrammus (walleye pollock)
Lineage: Eukaryota; Metazoa; Chordata; Actinopteri; Gadiformes; Gadidae
Gene: atp2b2
Product: ATPase plasma membrane Ca2+ transporting 2
Exons: 21
Coding region: 136-3864 (1242 amino acids)
Biological process (GO): regulation of cytosolic calcium ion concentration; calcium ion transmembrane transport
Cellular component (GO): postsynaptic density membrane; intracellular membrane-bounded organelle
Molecular function (GO): P-type calcium transporter activity; ATP binding; ATP hydrolysis activity
Source: RefSeq, a predicted model, not a curated record